UUUCAUGAAGUAGUUUUAAGGUUAUAAUUGUUUUCAUGGCACAAUCGGGGUAUAAAGCCGUAAUAAAAGAAGGAUUUUUAUGUCCAGUCUGCCACCAAGAUCUACGUUCUCCAAAUGCUUUAUUGGUUCAUUUUCAAGAUUUACAUUCUGAAGAACAGGACCUUCUUACAUCUAUAAAAGAUCUUGUGAGCAAAGCCAAAAAGAAGAUAUUAAAAUCAGAUGAACAGGAAUUGGAAGUAAACAAAUAUAUACCAAAGCAGCAAUAUUUCUUAGAUCCUGCGAACGUUUCUCAAGAAGUUGGUCAUUUUCGUGAUCAUACUGAAUACUUUAAAGAUGUGAGAAGAAAUCGCUUAGAUCACAGGACAACAGAGACUAAUAAGCUUAUAAUUCGACUAGAUAAAUUAAUUCACUUGGAUGGUUCGGCGCGGAAACAAAAUGAACAGGAACUUGUUCAAUGGUUGGAUGGAACAACCGUUACUCGAUGUCCAUCCUGUGCAAGCACUUUUAACAUCACCAGAAGGCAACAUCACUGUAGACUUUGUGGCAGUAUUAUGUGCAACAGUUGCUCCACAUUUUUGCCAUAUGAAAUUGCAAAAUCCAUUGUGACAUCAGUAUAUACAUUAAAUAAAGGAGAUACUACUAUUAAAAAUGAUAUGGAUAGUAUCAGGAUAUGUAAUCAUUGUAUGGGUUUAUUGGAGACAAGAAGAAGAGUUCAAAUCUCUCAAAUAGAAAAGCCUUUAAUUUGUCAGAUGUAUGAACAAUUGCACAAAGUCAAGUGUGAAUUGGAACCUUUGGUUGAUUUGUAUAAAAAGUACUCUUUGAUAGAUGUAUGAUUCAAUAAUGGAUGGAGACUCUAAAUAUUCGCUUCAGGAUGCUCAGUCAUUAAGAGCCUCAAUAGCAAAG
Agrilus planipennis (emerald ash borer) is the source of this 903-nucleotide messenger RNA. Its product is annotated as rabenosyn-5-like. Gene Ontology annotation, molecular function: metal ion binding. The record is from RefSeq and is a predicted model, not a curated record. The coding region runs from base 36 to 833 and encodes 265 amino acids. NCBI's taxonomy places the organism in Eukaryota, Metazoa, Arthropoda, Insecta, Coleoptera, Buprestidae. The transcript has 4 exons.